GUUAAAAAGAUUCCAAGUAGCAAGGAACUCAGAAUCUGAAAAUGGAUAAUCUUUACUCUAUGUUCUCUGAAGAACCAGAGAGAUAACAACGUCAAGGAUCAAACCCCAACGUUUGAGAAAACAGAGAGAGAAAGAAAACUACCCAAUACCUCAAAAAGGACUUUGCUUUACCUAUGGAGACAGACCAAGACAGAUAGGCACACCCAAGCAAGAAAAUUUAUUGAAAAAGAAAAAAAAAAAAAAAAGAAGCCGAAGAAGUAGACCAACGUUCUCUUCACGUUACAUUGUAAGGACGGACGUGUGGUUUGCCGUUGAAAACGGGCAUUGUGAACCUUUCCUUCCACUUCUCUUCUUUUCUUUCUCAUACCCUUUUCUUUCUUUCUUUCUUUCUUUCUUUCAAUUUCAACCCCCUAAGAAAUCUCUCAGAACCGCCGCCUUAAUACCUUUCUCUUAAUACCGAAAGGGAGAGAGGGAGAGAGGGAGAAAGAAGACGAUAACAAAAGCCGGGAAGAAAAUUAAAUACGAGCUUAAUUUAAUUUAGCUCGAUUACUUUUCUUUUUGAUAGCAAAGGCACUUGAGACUUUGGUGGCGGUGCGUGACGAUGGAUCUGAGGAGAUUGCUGGUGGGUUUAACGGUGGCGGUUCUUUUUCAAUUGGGUUUUGUGUUUUUAGCUUCUGGGAAUGUCGUUUUUAAGGUCCAAAAUAAGUUUGCUGGUAAAGAACGCAGCCUCAGCGCAUUAAAAGCCCAUGAUGCUCGCCGUCACCGGAGAAUUCUCUCCGCUGUCGAUCUCCCUUUAGGUGGCAAUGGCCAUCCAGCUGAAGCUGGCCUUUACUUUGCCAAAAUUGGGCUUGGAAAUCCACCAAAGGACUACUUUGUGCAAGUUGAUACUGGCAGUGACAUUCUGUGGGUGAAUUGUGCCAACUGCGACAGGUGUCCCACAAAAAGUGAUCUUGGUGUAAAAUUGACAUUGUAUGAUCCAACGACUUCUGCUUCUGCUACAAAGAUUUAUUGUGAUGAUGAAUUUUGUGCUGCUACAUACAACGGCGUGCUCCAGGGUUGCACAAAAGACAUUCCCUGCCAAUACAAUGUUGUUUAUGGUGACGGAAGCUCAACAGCUGGAUUCUUUGUGAGGGACAAUUUGCAGUUUGAAAGAGUUACCGGAAAUCUUCAAACUGCAUCAGCGAAUGGAAGUGUUAUAUUUGGAUGUGGAGCCAAACAAUCUGGGGAGUUAGGUACAUCCAGUGAAGCACUGGAUGGAAUACUUGGUUUUGGGCAGGCAAACUCAUCCAUGAUUUCACAACUUGCUGCAGCAGGAAAGGUUAAAAAAAUGUUUGCGCAUUGCCUGGACAAUGCAAAUGGAGGUGGAAUCUUUGCUAUUGGGGAGGUAGUCUCACCAAAAGCAAAUACAACUCCAAUGGUAGCAAAUCAGCCGCAUUACAAUGUUGUCAUGAAGGAAAUAGAGGUGGGCAAUAAUGUUCUGGAACUUCCAACAGAUACAUUUGAUUCUGGAGAUCGGAAAGGAACAAUAAUCGACAGUGGUACUACCUUGGCAUAUCUUCCAGAGACAGUUUAUGAUUCAAUGAUGACUAAGAUUGUGGCCCAGCAACCUGGAUUGAAAUUGCAUACUGUUGAGGAGCAGUUUCUGUGCUUUCAGUACAGUGGAAAUGUUGAUGAUGGAUUUCCGGUUGUCAAGUUUCAUUUUGAAGAUUCGCUUACUUUGAGUGUUUAUCCACAUGACUAUCUGUUCCAAAUUCGUGAUGAUGUAUGGUGUUUUGGUUGGCAAAACAGUGGGGUGCAAUCUAAGGAUGGUAGGGAUAUGACUCUUUUAGGAGAUUUGGUGCUUUCAAAUAAGCUUGUUUUAUAUGACAUCGAAAAUCAGGCAAUUGGAUGGACAGAGUACAACUGCUCUUCAAGCAUCAAAGUGAGGGAUGAAAGUUCUGGUUCAGUGUAUUCCGUCGGGCCUCACAAUGUUUCUGCAGCUUCUCACCUGAUAAGCGGAAGAAUUAUAACAUUUUUGUUAUUAGCGUUUGCUGUAUUCCAUAGAUUUUCAUAAACUGCAACAAAUGGUACAUUAUUUAAUUUCCUUGUACAAUAAUGUAAUCAAAAGUCUCCUUGGUAUAGAUUAAUUCUCGAGUACAAGUCUUUCACUCA
Messenger RNA from Hevea brasiliensis (rubber tree), 2151 nucleotides. Its product is annotated as aspartic proteinase 36. The record is from RefSeq and is a predicted model, not a curated record. Gene Ontology annotation, molecular function: aspartic-type endopeptidase activity. The transcript has 10 exons. Gene Ontology annotation, biological process: proteolysis. NCBI's taxonomy places the organism in Eukaryota, Viridiplantae, Streptophyta, Magnoliopsida, Malpighiales, Euphorbiaceae. The coding region runs from base 602 to 2053 and encodes 483 amino acids.